Molecule: messenger RNA, 2757 nt
Organism: Panonychus citri (citrus red mite)
Lineage: Eukaryota; Metazoa; Arthropoda; Arachnida; Trombidiformes; Tetranychidae
Product: hyccin 2-like
Exons: 5
Coding region: 116-1309 (397 amino acids)
Biological process (GO): phosphatidylinositol phosphate biosynthetic process; protein localization to plasma membrane
Cellular component (GO): plasma membrane
Source: RefSeq, a predicted model, not a curated record
CAUUGUAACUGUAAACAUUUAGGAAACUCAACCUGAAGAGUGAGUAAUAAAUUCAUUGCCUGAUUAGUAUUUAAAAUCCAUUGUUACCGUUUAAUUGUAUCAAAUUGAUUUCAUUAUGAGUCAAAUUGUCGAUGAUUGGUUAAGUGAAUUCGACAAAUUCAAUCAAUACAAAAACUCACCUGAAGAAAUACAUGCUUAUGCUAUUGGUGUUUUCAAUUUCCCUGAUCUGAUCGCUGCGAUAGUGAAUAUCUUGGAAGAUGAUAAAUCAUAUGAAAAGUUUCUCGCACCAAUAUGUACUCAAUUGUUUAAUUACCAUCGGAUGAAGGAUGAUAGACUCCGAUUAUUUGUAAUUAGCUUCUUACCCUCACUAAUCAAUAUUCAUUUGCAAUUUAGUGUUAAACCUUUGGAGGUUCGACGGAAAUAUCGAUGUGUAGACACUGUCCUUCUCGGUGUUUACAAUGCUGAAAUAUCAAGUGAGGAUGGAUUAGGUUCUAAUCGGACAUUUAGAGUGCCAACAACGGCAAAGCCCUCCGUUUAUCACGAACCGCCAACAACUUCAACCUCAUCAUCAGGUCAACAAUCAACUACCGGUAACGAUAGUUCUGGUAAACCUGAUUCUGGUCUACCCUUUAUUAAUGUUCCUGUUUAUGGUAAUUAUAAAACCAGUGAUUCCAUCAAUGCUUCUAAUCGCAACAAUCUACUGAUUGGUCUUUUACACUUAUUCCAUGAACAUAUGAGCUGUUUACCUAAAAGAUCUCAUGUCGCUUUGUGUCGAAUGGCAAUCAGUGUUUUGGAAAAAGAAACUCGGCCUCCAACCGAUUGGAAAGAUGUUCUAAGUAAGCACCCAAACGCCAUCGGUAAUCUUCACAAUUCCACUUUACUGCCUGAUUUUCCUCGUAAAAUUACCGUUGUCCCCCAAUUUCUGGUUCGUCUUGCCAGUUGCAUCUAUUUUUGUAUCUACAAUGGUGUUGGUGACAUUGCCAUUCAAGCUUUAGAUCAUGUCCAUUCCCGUGGGUUAACUGACCUUUACCCUGACGUCUUAUUGAUGACUAAUGCAAUCAAGAAUCAAUUAACCACAAAUCCACCGACAACCCAAUCAACUGAUGGACAAACAGGAAUAAGUGUUCCUUUAACAUCGACCUCAACGGUAACUUCUACCCCAUCAUCAUCAUCUAAUAAAACCGCAAUUACGAACGCGUCGUUCAAAACUCGUAAAUUACCUGAAGAUAUUCCGAUUGUUACCUCGACAAGUAAUAACACUAACCCUAAGCGUUUGCCAUCCAUUAACGAGGAUAAUCAAAAUAAUUAACGAAAUCUAAUUUAUCUAAUAAUUAAUUUACAAUUUCUAUCACCAUUAAUACUCCUAUUCAAUAAUAUAACUCAACUAAUCACUCCAAUUGCUUUGAAUAUUAGUCUAAUUCUAGUCAAUACUAUUAUAAGAGUAACUGAAAAUAAUCUCACUAAUAUUUUACAUUGAAAUUAUCGUAUUUAGACUAACCAAUAUAAUUAAUCAGAUUUAGAGGAAACAGUAAUCUGACAAUACAAUUAAUUAAUCAAAAGUGAAAAAAAUUUUCUCUCCAUUUGAAAUUUCAUUCCAAUUAUAAUCAAAAUUUCAAUACUCUAAUCCUAAUCCAUUGAUUCAUUUGUAAUCUCUUGAUUGUGUAUCCAAACUAAAUUAACAUGCGAUUAAAUUGUUCUCACUAAUCAUUUGAUUAUUUGCUUUAUUCGUUUCGCCAAACUCAUUGGAAAUUUAAAAAAUGAGUUAAUUGUCAAUGCGCAUCCAACUGAGAGUUGAUUGUUAAUCUCUCGACACCCUGUAGACUCAUUGAUAGUAAACCGAGUGGACCUUUAAAUUGAAUCUCUGAAUGAGAGAUGAGUCACUUUGUUGUUGUUUUGCUUUUUCCUUGUUAUUGUUACUCAAUCUAAUUUGAUUCUUUCAAUAUUUUAGAUUUAAAUUGAUUAUGGAUAAAAUUCCACCUCCACCUAAAUCAUUAACUUCCAAUGAUCAGAAUUUAAAUGAAAACGAUGACAAAUCAACCCAAGGAAAAGGAAGAGGAUCAUUUACCUAUGGAUGUAACAAUAAACUCGAUGAAGAAUUGAUGAAAUUAAGAAGAGAAAUGCCUUUAUGUUUUAUCGACAAUAAUCAGGUUGGUUUACGACAAUUGGACAUGUCGCUUUUGUCCCAAUUAAAUGCUCUGAAACAAUCGAUCUCUGAAUACAAAAAGGCUCUCAAUGUGAUCGUCAAUGGAGAUGAGGUUGAACAUUAUGGCGAUGGUCAAUUCAAUGGGCAGUACAGUUCAUCUUUGGUCUCAAUGGAUCAAGAAAAUGAUUUACCAGGGGAUGAGGAUGAAAUCGAUGGUGAUGAUGUUAUCACUUCGGAUGACGAAAGGGAAGAAGAUGGAGAAGAGGAAAAUAGUGAACGUUCAUCUGAAUCUAUUGUCUAAUCUUCCAUCAGCUGAUCAGUUGAUUCUGAGAAAGAAACAAUAUACUUAAUUAUUUGAUGGAAUAUUCAUUAUUUUCAUCUUCGAUUUUCUUAACCAUUUUAUCACUUUAAACUCACUCAAUCAACAAAUUCAACAUAUUAUUUAAGUGACGAUUCCAUUCCAGUGAUCAAAUAUAAAUUGAUUUUCUUUUCAAAUGAUUCAGUAAAUUAAACUUUCGAUCCUCGACUAAUUCGGAAGAUGCCAAACAUAAUCAUAAAAAAUAAAUUAAACAACAAUUAAAGUCUUCACUGAUUAAUUGAAUUUUAUCUGUAAA